Messenger RNA from Ricinus communis (castor bean), 3109 nucleotides. RefSeq names its product G-type lectin S-receptor-like serine/threonine-protein kinase At4g27290. Gene Ontology annotation, molecular function: protein serine/threonine kinase activity; ATP binding. The transcript has 7 exons. The record is from RefSeq and is a predicted model, not a curated record. Bases 480 to 2942 code for a protein of 820 amino acids. Gene Ontology annotation, biological process: recognition of pollen; protein phosphorylation. NCBI's taxonomy places the organism in Eukaryota, Viridiplantae, Streptophyta, Magnoliopsida, Malpighiales, Euphorbiaceae.
UAACACCUUGCAACUACAAUAAGCAUUUGUGACUGCACGAAUUGGGAGCUUUUAAAAGUGCAAAACGUAAAUUAUUACAUGGGUUUAAUUCUCAAAAUAUGUGUUGCAAUAAGGAUUAGACAAUAAUACUUGACAAUUAAUACAGGUCCAUCUACUGCCUUCCUUGUUUCCUUGCUGUAAUAAUCACUAGCAGUAUUGGAGGCUCGAUAUCUUGAUGAGAUAGCUGAGGAUUCAACCAUCUACCGUCUGAUGCUCCAUUUGAAGGGAGAGUUAUAGAGAUUGAUAAUUUUGUUUGAACAAAACAGUUGACUUUGAAUUCUGCAUUGGAGGCUGGUUCUAUAAUCUAAAUUAAUGUUGCUGUCUAGCUGUUUUAAAGCAGUAUUUUAUGUUAUCUGUUGGUCAAUUUCCUUUAUCUAAGCUUUUGGUUCACAGUUCAAACAGAAAUAAUGUGGUUUGAACUAUUGUAAGUAAGAUCAUCCAUGAAGGUCUACUCUUCCUUUUUGUUCUGCUUCACAAUUCUAUCCAUCUUGAAGUCCUAUAGUGCGGCUGACACCUUGAUACCAAACCAGACUCUUACAGACAAUGGGCAAACUCUUGUUUCAACCGGUGGAAACUUCGAACUGGGGUUUUUUAGUCCCUGGAAGUCCAACAAUCGUUAUGUCGGAAUAUGGUUCAAGAAAGUUCCUGAACAGACAGUUGUCUGGGUUGCAAACAGAAACAACCCACUUUCAGAUUCAUCAGGCUUCCUCAGGAUUACUACCACAGGAACUAUACAUAUAUUCAGCAACCAAUCAGGCCUUCCUGUCUGGUCAUCGGAUUCAUCCGCUGCACCAAAUAAUCCAAUUUUGCAGCUUCUUGACAGUGGAAACCUUGUAGUAAAAGACGGUGUCAAGGGAACGAACUAUCAUUGGCAAAGCUUUGAUCAUCCAUGUGAUACUCUGAUUCCAGGCAUGAAGCUGGGUUGGAACCUGGUAACCAAUCAGAGCUGGAGCAUGAAUUCUUGGAAGAGUUCUCAAGAUCCUUCUACUGGAGAUUACACUUACAAACUAGAUCCUCAUGGACUGCCACAGAUAGUACUUCUUCAAACAGGAUCAGGCAUAAGGUACCGAACUGGCCCCUGGGACGGUGUCAGGUUUGGUGGAGGUCCUCCGCUCCGAGAAAAUUCAGUCUUCAACCCUAUUUUUGUCUUUAAAGUUCCUUUUGUUUACUACUCAUUCACUAACAUAGAGAGUACUACAAUUUCAAGAUUUGUGGUGAACCAAUCAGGUAUACUUGAACACUUAACUUGGAAUCAAAGGCGAGGACAGUGGGUCAGAAUAAUAACUCUACAAAGUGAUCAGUGUGAUGCAUAUAACCAAUGUGGUCCAAAUGGCUUGUGCAAUUCGAAUACCUCGCCUAUAUGCCGCUGCCCAAAAGGAUUCACACCGAAAGUACCACAAGAUUGGAAGAACCUAGACGAGUCUGGUGGUUGCAUUCGUAAAACAACGUUGAAUUGUAGCGGGAAUGUUGGAUUUCAGAAGUUUUCAGGACUUAAGUUGCCGGAUAGUUCGCAGUAUUUAGUCAACAAGAAUGCUACCACACCAGUAGAGUGUGAGACGGCUUGCCGGAGGAACUGUUCCUGCAUGGCUUAUGCUAAGACUGAAGUUAGUGGCUGUGUGGCUUGGUUUGGAGACUUGCUUGAUAUAAGAGAGUAUAGUAAAGGUGGACAAGUGCUGUAUAUAAAGGUGGAUGCCUCCGACAUUGCAGAAUCCAAUGACAGACGAACAGCGAUGAUCAUCUUGGUAUCAAUAGUUUCAGGUGUUCUCCUGUUCACUGCAAGCAUUUGCUUUAUUGUUUGGAAGAAGAGAUCUAACAGAAUAGAAGAUGGUAAUGCAGGCAUUGGACCAGGUAACUGUACUCCAGAUAACAAUCCAACUAAUGGGGAUGAGGACCUUGAUCAACUUCCACUUUACGACUUUUUCCUUAUUUUAUCUGCCACUGACAACUUCUCUUAUGAAAACAAAAUUGGUGAAGGUGGAUUUGGUGCUGUUUACAAGGGUGACCUCCCAACAGAACAAGUAGCAGUGAAGAGGCUUUCUAAAGAUUCAGGACAAGGGCUUAAAGAGUUCAAGAAUGAGGUUAUAUUCAUUUCAAAGCUACAGCACCGGAAUCUUGUCCGGCUCUUGGGAUGUUGUAUUCAUGGGGAAGAGAGGAUGUUGGUUUAUGAGUACAUGCCCAAGAGAAGUUUGGACUUGUGCCUUUUCAAUCAAACAAGAGGCACUUCACUUGAUUGGCAGAAACGUUUCAACAUUAUUGUUGGGAUCGCUCGAGGGCUUCUAUAUCUUCAUCGAGAUUCAAGGUUGAGAAUCAUUCACAGGGAUCUCAAAGCCAGCAACAUUCUCUUGGAUGAUGAGAUGAAUCCCAAAAUUUCAGACUUUGGUCUGGCAAGAACAUUUGGAGGUGACCAAAAUGAAGUAAAUACGAACAGGGUCAUUGGAACAUAUGGCUAUAUGCCUCCUGAGUAUGCAAUAGACGGGCUCUUCUCAGUGAAAUCUGAUGUAUUUAGCUUUGGCGUACUGGCUUUAGAGAUAGUGACUGGGAAGAAGAACAGAGGGUUUUAUCAUCCUGAACAUGAUCUUAAUCUUUUGGGACAUGCAUGGAGAUUGUGGAUUGAGGAGCGGCCUGCGGAGCUGAUGGACAGUGUCAUGGAGCAACCAGUUCCUACACCAGAACUGUUGAAAUCUAUCCAUGUAGGAUUGUUAUGUGUGCAACAACGGCCAGAAGAUAGGCCUACAAUGUCUCAAGUUGUACUGAUGUUGGACAGUGAGAACCUGACGCUGCCACAACCUAAACAGCCUGGUUUCUACACAGAAAGGUUUCUAACUGAGACAGAUUCAUCAUCUACUGGUGUCAAGUGUUACACUAGAAACGAAGUCGAAGUUACACUAUUACAAGGAAGAUAGAAAAGCACAUUGGUAUCCAAAAGUGUAUAUAUAUAUGUCUGUGUGUCUGCUUUUCAAAAAGCAAUUGGGUAUCUAUUUGUCAUGUUCUUCUGAAUGCAUCAGGUGCAAACUUGAUUGUGUAAAACCAUUUCUUUUAUCAUUAAUAUAUUUUGGGUCAAUUACUGACA